AUUUGUUGAGUGCAGUAUUCCAAGCAUGAAAACAUCAACAAGCAUUAACUUUCACAUUUAAUGCUUCCACCUACACUUACCCCAUUUUCAUAACUAGUAGUUUUAACUCAUUUAUUGCACACUCUUUCUCUUUCUCUCUUGUCCUUGCCGGUAACUCAACACCACCACCCUUCAACAAUCCAUUUCUACUAUACUUUCUAUCUUCACUACCAAAUCAAAUCUAUUAGCUACUUCAAAAAAAAAAAUGGUGCAACAAGAGUUUAUUUUACCAACUUUUACAAAAUGUGAGUUUCGUUCUCAUUACAAACUAAAAGACAAUAGCUUCACUUGAAUUGGAAUUGGAACUUGGAGCUUAAUUGCUUUUUUCUUCUUGGUAAGUUUAGUUACUUUACACCUCUCUAGACAAAUCAUCAAAAAGUGUGGAACUUUCUCUUUUCAUCAUCCAAAAUGUACAAAAGAUCCAAUAAAAAUCCUUGCUUUUUGCCUAGAAACCCAUAAUGAAGAUUCUGAUUUUUUUAAGUCCUUUUCUUCUACAUUGCUAUCUCAAUGAAAAAUUGUGAGAAAAAAUCACAUCUUUGUAGAUGUAUUUAAUAUUAUGAGUCAUGUUUCUUGUUGAGUAAUCAAUAGGUAUUGUAUUUUUUAUUCAUGAAAUGAAAGUUGGAAACAAACAAGAGUCUAUGUUGUCUCAAAUCCAACCAACAUUUUUGGUAAAGAUUUAACCUUUAGCUAUAAAAAAAUAGUUUUUGAGUCUCUAGGUAUCAUGGGGUUCUCAAAAAAACAAUUCUUAACCUACCUUUUGAAUACUAUACUAUUUAAGGUUGUUGUUUUUUCAUGGUUAUGGUUACAAGUUACAAGUCUUGGUUCCAUGUCAUCAAUUGCUGUCUCUUAUGGAGAUAAAGGUUCUGCUUUCUGUGGUUUGAAAUCAGAUGGAUCUCACACAGUUACAUGUUAUGGAUUCAACUCAGCUAUAGUUUAUGGAACACCAUCUCAUUUUCCAUUCAUAGGUUUAACUUCUGGUGAUGGUUUUGUUUGUGGACUUUUAAUGAGUUCAAAUCAACCAUAUUGUUGGGGCAGUAGUAGCCAUAUAGAAAUGGGUGUGCCACAACCUAUGGUUAAAGAUGCUCAGUACUUAGAAAUCAGUGCCGGCGAUUAUCAUGUUUGUGGAUUGAGGAAGCCUUUGACAGGAAGAUUCAGAAACAUUUCUUAUGUUGAUUGUUGGGGCUAUAACAUGACAAAGAACUAUGUUUUUGAUGGACAGAUUCAAUCGAUUUCGGCAGGUUCGGAGUUCAAUUGUGGACUUUUUUCGCAGAAUAGGACGGUUUUUUGUUGGGGUGAUGAGGUUAGUAGUCAAGUUAUUAGGUUGAUUCCACAGGGUAUGAGGUUUCAGAAGGUGUCCUGUGGAGGGUAUCAUGUAUGUGGAAUUUUGGAAGGUGUGAAUUCUAGAACUGUUUGUUGGGGAAGAAGCUUGGAUAUGGAGGAAGAAAUUUCAUUGAUUCCUAAUCAAGGACAAGGUGGUAGGGUUGAGUUGGCACCAAAUGAUCCUAUGCUUUCUGUUGUUGGAGGUAAGUUUCAUGCCUGUGGCAUUAAGAGCUAUGAUCAUGGUGUGAUUUGUUGGGGGUUAAGUUUGAAAACAAGUACAAAGGUUCCUAAAGGGAUUAAAGUGUUUGAAAUUGCAGCUGGUAACUAUUUUACCUGUGGAAUUCUUGCUGCAAAAUCUCUUGAGCCUAUUUGUUGGGGUGUUGGAUUUCCAACUUCUGUUCCUUUGGCUGUUUCACCAAGAAAGUGUUUGUCUACACCUUGUUCUCCUGGUUACUAUGAAAUUGAAAAGGAUCAACAAAAGGGUGAUCUAAUCUGUAAGGAUCCAAAUUCUCACCUUUGUGUUCCUUGCAGUACUGUUUGUCCUGAUGAAAUGUAUCAGAAAAGUGGUUGCAAUUUGAAAUCUGAUAUAUUGUGUGAAUAUAAUUGUUCGGUUUGUUCUUCACCUGAAUGCUUCUCAAAUUGUUCUACCUCUUCAUCCAAUGCUGCUAAUGGGAAGAAAAAUGAAAGAUUUUGGUCAAUGCAAUUGAUAGUUGUUGUUGCUGAGAUAGUAUUUGCUAUUUUUAUAGUUAGUGUUGUGUCUAUAACCGCAGUUAUGUACGUUCGCUACAAGCUAAGAGGUUGUGAGUGUUCAACAACAGCGUUGAACUCGGUGAAGAGACUCAAUGUUGGUUCUUCGGUUCAAAAGGAGACCGGUAAGAUUCGACCGGAUGCAGAGGAGUUAAGGAUAAGGAGGGCUCAGAAGUUCACCUAUGAGGAACUUGAAAAUGCAACUAGUGGCUUCAAAGAAGAAUCCAUAGUUGGAAAAGGAAGUUUUUCAUGUGUGUUCAAAGGUGUUCUCAAAGAUGGAACAGUUGUUGCUGUUAAAAGGGCUAUCAUGUCUCCAAACAUGCAGAAAAAUUCUAAAGAAUUUCACACUGAACUUGAUUUGCUCUCUAGAUUGAACCAUGCUCAUUUGCUCAACCUAUUAGGUUAUUGUGAAGAAGGUGGUGAAAGACUGCUUGUUUAUGAGUACAUGGCUCAUGGAUCAUUGCAUCAACACCUCCAUGGCAAAAGUAAAGAGUUGAAAGAACAAUUGGAUUGGAUCAGAAGAGUAACAAUUGCAGUCCAAGCGGCUCGAGGAAUCGAGUACUUGCACGGCUACGCAUGUCCGCCCGUGAUUCACAGAGAUAUCAAAUCUUCAAACAUACUCAUUGAUGAAGAACACAAUGCUAGAGUUUCCGAUUUCGGUCUAUCAUUACUCGGUCCGACAGAUAGUAGCUCGCCACUUGCCGAGUUACCGGCCGGAACACUCGGUUAUCUUGAUCCCGAAUACUAUAGACUUCACUACCUCACAACAAAAUCAGAUGUUUAUAGCUUUGGUGUUCUACUAUUAGAAAUUCUAAGUGGUAGAAAAGCUAUUGACAUGCAAUAUGAAGAAGGUAACAUUGUUCAAUGGUCAGUUCCAUUAAUAAAAUCGGGCGAUAUAGCUUCGAUUUUAGACCCUUGUUUGAAACAACCUUCUGAUAUUGAAGCAUUGAAAAGAAUAGCAAAUGUUGCUUGUAAAUGUGUGAGAAUGAGAGGUAAAGAUAGGCCUUCAAUGGACAAAGUAACAACAAGUUUGGAAAGAGCAUUAGCAAUGUUAAUGGGAAGUCCUUGUAUUGAUCAACCAAUUUUACCAACUGAAGUUGUUUUAGGAAGUAAUAGAAUGCAUAAGAAAACAUCUCAAAGGUCUUCGAAUAGGUCGGCUUCGGAAACCGAUGGAGUUGAAGGUGAAGAUCAAAGAUUUGAGUUUAGAGCACCUUCUUGGAUAACUUUUCCAAGUGUUACUUCAUCUCAAAGGAGAAAAUCUUCAGGAUCAGAAUGUGAUGUUGAAGUGAAGAUUAUUGAAGGAAGAAAUUAUGGUAAUGUUGUUGGUGGAGGUGGUGAUGUUUUGAGAAGUCUUGAAGAAGAGAUUGGUCCUGCUUCUCCACAAGAGAGACUCUUCUUGCAACACAAUUUCUAAUUUUUUUUUAUCAAGCAAAGAUUUGUAUCAUGUAGUAAAAAACAAAACAUCAUGGUUUAGUUUUUGUUACAAAAAUGAUGAUGAUGUUAGUGGCUACGUUAAUUUAGUGUUGCAUGUAAUUUUUUGUUUGAUUAUGAAUCCAACUGUGACAUUAUUUAGUUUUGUAUCUUUUGAGAGCUAUGUUUUAGAUUCUUUGAUGCAACUAGCUUAGGAUGUAAUCAUGUAUUUUAUGUAAUGUAACUAUCAUCUCAUUUUAUUGAUUGUAAAACGUAGUAUCUUUGUCAAUUUCUAUGACAACAUUGGUUUUUUCUUAUUAUUAUGCACUAAGUGACAAAUAAUAAGUUGAAAUUAAAUUUUGUUGAUUUUAAAGCGUUUUCUUCCACGUUUAUUAAGGCAAAAAAAUUGAAAA
Molecule: messenger RNA, 3929 nt
Organism: Trifolium pratense (red clover)
Lineage: Eukaryota; Viridiplantae; Streptophyta; Magnoliopsida; Fabales; Fabaceae
Product: serine/threonine-protein kinase-like protein ACR4
Exons: 1
Coding region: 761-3520 (919 amino acids)
Biological process (GO): protein phosphorylation
Molecular function (GO): ATP binding; protein kinase activity; protein binding
Source: RefSeq, a predicted model, not a curated record